Annulohypoxylon maeteangense is the source of this 1869-nucleotide messenger RNA. RefSeq lists its product as uncharacterized. Gene Ontology annotation, biological process: regulation of DNA-templated transcription. The transcript has 2 exons. Bases 412 to 1653 code for a protein of 413 amino acids. The record is from RefSeq and is a predicted model, not a curated record. NCBI's taxonomy places the organism in Eukaryota, Fungi, Ascomycota, Sordariomycetes, Xylariales, Hypoxylaceae. Gene Ontology annotation, cellular component: nucleus. Gene Ontology annotation, molecular function: DNA-binding transcription factor activity, RNA polymerase II-specific; zinc ion binding.
GCCGUUCUAUAAUUAAUCUUUGUGUCAUCCUUCUCAUCCUCUAUCCAACCACUCCCCCCCAAAGUUGCAUGCGUUGUUAACCGACCUGGUAGUCUCCAAGGAUAUCGGUUCUGUGUAUGCGCACCUGACGACUUUUCUGGACUUGCGGUUCGCUUCGGCUUGGCCUUCCGUUUCCACCCCCCAGAAGGAUUUUUUCUAGAAUAAAAAAAUUGACAUGGUCAUCGGCUGUUUUACUACCUUGUCUCGGGAAUCGUGCAUUUAAAAAAGAAAUCUUCAAGUCACCAGGGUUUUUUUUAAAUCUCGAAACACGCGCCGCCUCAGACGUCACCUAAAACCACCUAUCUCCUAGUCGCUGCGUGGCUACAGCUCUCAAACCUCACCCUGGCGCCCCUCAGCGUCCAUUAAUGUAGCAUGGCAGAAGAUCGUCGAAAUAGAGGACAACCUUUAAGGCACGACCCAAACGACGAAUCUCAGUAUCCUCCAGUUCCUGGCGAGGAAGACGACCGCGCAAGAGCAAUUCCUUAUCAUUCACGACCACAAAUGGCGACUGGUGCAGUAAGAUUGCCAUCUAUUCAGGACCCUCACGGUGCCUAUAACCCGUCUUCUGGUAGAGCUUGGGAUCCGAGGUCUAGUGGUUAUGGUCCUUCGCCCAGCUCUACAAACGGAUAUCCCCCUCCGCCUACCGCCGCACAGGCACCUCCAAGUGCUGCUUACUCGCCUCCUCCCGGCGGCGCCUAUCCUCCUCCUGGCACCAGCCAUCCCUCCUAUCUUCCACCCGUCCAUGCGGCGGCUCCAGAUCCGAGGGCCGGCUACUCUCAAGAUCCGAGGGCGUCACCGUACUUUUCUAGCUAUAGCGGUCUAAAUCCGUACGACUUCACGUAUCGGCAAGAUCGUAGUACACCUGGGGCUUAUCCUCCGGAUUACGCCAGAGGAGGGCCUGCGGGAACUGCCGUGAUGCAGCAGUCCGCCCCUCGACAGCGAACUUCGAUUGCCUGCAGAUAUUGCAGGAGGAGAAAGAUCCGUUGUAGUGGCUACCAAAAUUCUCCCGGAGGAAAAUGUACGAAUUGCAUCAAGAUGAAUCAGGAAUGCGUGUUUCAGCCGGUCUCUUCUUCCUCGUCCACCGCAUUUGUUCCUGUUUCGGCAUUGCCGAACGGCAUCCCGCCAGGCACGCAAUUGUUUGGGGCGUAUGGACAGCCAUUGUCGGGCGGGUCGAGCCUUGCACCGGCCAGUGGAUUCUCAGCUACGAAUCCGCAAUAUGACCAGUCACUGCCAUCGCCGACUGGCUCGUAUGGGUCUUUUUCGGAAGAGAGGUCUGAAGCAGGCAGGCGGCGGGCGAGACCUGCAGAUGAUGAGCACGGAGUGCGUUUACCUCCUCCAAGCACGUUUCCUGAGGACAACCCGCGGCGACGAUCUCCGUCGUCGAGCGGGAGUCCAAGUCAUUUACAACCGUUACCACAGCUAAACCCCCAGCAGGCUCCAUAUGCCGGGUACGAUAACAGAACCCCACCGCCGAGGGGCAGUCCGUCUGGCCCUCCAGCAGGGCAUAGUACCGCGAGUUCCGUAAUGAGUCUAGAGAAUAUAAUGGGCACUGGCCCUACUUCUAAUAACGAUAUCGACCAGAAGAUGCUAGGCCGCUUAAACAGGCGAACGUAGCGGCCACGGCUAUCGAUUAUUCGUACCAGCCACCGGAUGGCCAGGAAGUCGAUACGCCCGUUGAACGAGGAAAAGAGGGUUGGAGGGGCGGUGCUCGAGGGAGGGGUCUAUGAUGGAAGGAGUUGGGAAAAUAGAUGGCCGCUGGCGGCUUGUCCGGACGGUUCAAUCGGCGACGAUUCCUCGGUGUUUUAAUCGAUUUCCAAAUUUACGAGUUUG